AUCUCACUUGCCAGCGUAUUCAGGAUCACUAUAAGGAGUGUUCUUGGCUGGAAACCGAACCAGGCUACAGCUACUGUGACAAUUCUCAAGAUUGACUCUGCCUAUGACCACGACUACCAAUCGGCUACGAUUCACCCGUAUCCACGACAACGCGGUAAUGUCAUCGCCUUCUGGCUCCAAGAAUGGUCCACAUAUCGCGUGCUCAUCGAAAGGCGCACGGUAUGUUACGUUGAUCGCGUUGCCAUGAGACUCCUCAAUUCGGAGCUUGAGCCCUACAACCUCACCGCUCGUUGUGUGAAUCGGUCGACACUCGAACUUGACGAGUACUGUAGGCCCGUGGAGAAUAUUGAAUGCUCGGAGGAUGGAUUUGAAGUCUCUGAUGUGAGUGGCAAGCUUGCACGAUUUCAGCGUGAUGGCCAGCGCCGGGAGGAGUGGUACGCUCCUGAGAUUAUCCUCAACCUCUCCGAUAUAUCAUCGAUUGUGAGUCCUCUUGAUGUUGCAAAUGUUUCCGCUAGCAUUACGCUCGCCAUCGACAACCCAGCUUUCGCUAUCUAUCCGGGCAAACUCUGGGAGCCUAACGCAUCCUCCUACCGCCUGCGCAGGGGCGAAGGUGACUCUCGGUCACUCAAAUUUCACAAGAAGGCCGAUUGUGAUCUUCGUUUCCUCGGUGGUGCCAAGAAGUGGGGAAGUUGCACAACUCGACUACAGACAGGCAAAGGCAAUCUCAAUGAUGUGCAGCGCGUUGCAGAAUGGCGCGGUAACGGGACUCUUAUCACGGGUGACGAUUUUGUGGAUACAAUCAACACAUCCGCUGGGACGCUGAUCCACCAAACACGCCCUUUUGGGUGGGAGGGCUUUCGAGCCUACAACUUCACAUAUCUGCUACGGGGCAAGGGCUUCGACUUUCAAGGUGCUGACGUGAUGCAUGUGUUGAAUGCGGACCAUCUUAUGCUCAUUGAACUCAUGCGUCUUCGCACUGGGGACCUCAAGAUUGGAAUGGCAGACCUCUCCGAAGAGUACUAUGUCGAGUGGCCGACCCGCAAGAAGGCCGAGGCACACAAUUAUACACGUCGCUUCUGGGCUCGAGCUAAUCGCUAUGAGACCACGUCUACAACAUUCGACGAGGGUCGUCGAUUUGCUCGUGAUAAACUCAAAGACCUUCAUGAUGAGAGAUACACGAUUCCCUACGGUAUGAUAUCUCUCCAGGCCAUCACUGAUACACCCUGCUUUAUAAGCCUGCCUCACUUCUACGGCAACGAAGAGUGGGGUGGUCUUGAGGCUAGGCAGGUGUAUUUCGACACAAAUUAUGAUCGCAGGCUUCAUAGCUACUAUGUGGACAUCGAACCCAUCACUGGCCAAACUGUUCGUGAGGCACGUCGCUUCCAAUUCAACUUUCGCGUCGAACGCAAUAUGCAAUUUCCCCAGAUCAUCUCAAGCCAAGAACGCUGUGAAGUGCCCACUGCAGACUUCAGCGAAAACGGAUAUGGCUGUUUCAUGUUCUUUCCCGUAUGGUGGGUUUCAGAGGAGCGCCAUAUAGACGGCGUCAAAGCUUUGCGCCUCAAGCAAGAGGUCCUUGAGGUCACCGAGCGCCUUUUUCAUACAGCGCUUUAUGGUGCAGCCGUUGGGUUCAUGCUCAUCUUCCUUGGGAUAGUACCUUGGUGCUUGACGAAUCGGAGGGAGGUCGCUUUUCGUCAGCGAAUAUACAUCGACUGA
Messenger RNA from Aureococcus anophagefferens, 1713 nucleotides. RefSeq lists its product as hypothetical. The annotation marks the transcript as partial. The transcript is spliced from 5 exons. Gene Ontology annotation, cellular component: membrane; cytoplasm. Gene Ontology annotation, molecular function: scavenger receptor activity. The record is from RefSeq and is a predicted model, not a curated record. Lineage: Eukaryota; Pelagophyceae; Pelagomonadales; Pelagomonadaceae.